Messenger RNA from Mytilus trossulus (common blue mussel), 480 nucleotides. Its product is annotated as keratin-associated protein 4-11-like. The transcript has a single exon. The record is from RefSeq and is a predicted model, not a curated record. The coding region runs from base 1 to 480 and encodes 159 amino acids. Lineage: Eukaryota; Metazoa; Mollusca; Bivalvia; Mytilida; Mytilidae.
AUGUUUAAACACCAAGGAUGUAGAGUGAAAUGUUUAAACACACAAGGAUGUAGAGUGGAAUGUUUAAACACACAAGGAUGUAGAGUGAAAUGUUUAAACACACAAGGAUGUAGAGUAGAAUGUUUAAACCCACAAGGAUGUAGAGUGGAAUGUUUAAACACACAAGGAUGUAGAGUGAAAUGUUUAAACACACAAGGAUGUAGAGUGGAAGGUUUAAACACACAAGGAUGUAGAGUAGAAUGUUUAAACCCACAAGGAUGUAGAGUGGAAUGUUUAAACACACAAGGAUGUAGAGUGAAAUGUUUAAACACACAAGGAUGUAGAGUGGAAGGUUUAAACACACAAGGGUGUAGAUUGGAAUGUUUAUACACACAAGAAUGUAGAGUGGAAGGUUUAAACACACAAGGAUGUAGAGUAAAAUGUUUAAACACACAAGGGUGUAGAGUGGAAUGUUUAAACACACAAGGAUGCAGAGUGUAA